UUUCUUCGUCUCUCCUCUCCAUGCCAGCUCCGCCGCCAAAAACAUGGUACAGAAAUCCCGCAACGGCGGGGUCUACCCGGGCCCACAGGCCGAGAAGAAGCUCAAGGUGGGCUUUGUGGGGCUCGAGGCGUCCGCGGGGGCGGACUCGAGCCGAGACGGCGCGCUGCUUAUAGCGGCCAGUGACGCUACCAAACGCGGCAGCAUCCUGAGCAACAAGCGCGCGGGCAUCGCGGGCAAAAAGCCGCCCAAGCGCAAUGCUUUCUACCGGCGCCUGCAGAAUUUUCUCUACAAUGUUCUGGAGAGACCACGCGGCUGGGCUUUCAUCUACCACGCUUAUGUUUUUUUGCUGGUGUUUUCCUGUCUGAUUCUCUCUGUGUUCUCAACCAUCAAGGAGUAUGAAAAGAGUUCUGAAGAUGCCUUGUAUAUAUUGGAAAUUGUGACUAUUGUUGUGUUCGGAGUGGAAUACAUUGUAAGAAUAUGGUCAGCUGGAUGUUGCUGUCGAUACAGAGGAUGGAGAGGCAGACUGAAAUUUGCACGCAAACCUUUUUGUGUCAUAGACGUCAUGGUGCUAAUUGCCUCCAUCUCAGUGCUGGCAGCUGGCACACAGGGGAAUGUGUUUGCCACCUCGGCCAUCAGGAGUCUUCGCUUCCUCCAGAUUCUUCGCAUGAUUCGUAUGGACCGCCGUGGAGGAACUUGGAAACUUCUGGGCUCUGUUGUCUAUGCUCACAGCAAGGAGUUAAUUACAGCCUGGUAUAUUGGCUUCCUGUGUCUAAUCUUGGCCUCUUUCCUCGUAUAUCUGGCUGAGAAAGAGGACAACGUCAUGUUUGCAACCUAUGCGGAUGCUUUAUGGUGGGGCCUGAUCACUUUGACAACCAUUGGGUAUGGAGAUAAGUAUCCAAUAACGUGGAAUGGACGUCUUCUUGCAGCGACCUUUACUCUCAUCGGAGUGUCCUUUUUCGCUCUGCCUGCUGGAAUCUUGGGCUCUGGCUUUGCCUUGAAGGUCCAAGAGCAGCAUCGUCAGAAACAUUUUGAGAAACGAAGGAAUCCAGCUGCAGGACUUGUUCAGGCUGCCUGGAGGGUCUACGCUACUAAUCUGUCUCGCACAGACCUGCAGUCAACCUGGGACUACUAUGAGAGAACUGUAUCAGUCCCUAUGUACAGGCUCAUUCCUCCACUAAACCAACUUGAUCUACUGAAAAACCUGAAGAGUAAAUCUGGCCUUUCCUUUAGGAAGGAUGCCCAGCCAGAGCCAUCCCCAAGUCAAAAAGUCAGUCUUAAGGAACGGGUGUUCUCUAGCCCACGAAGCUCAGGUACAAAGGGCAAGGGUUCACCCCAGGGCCAGCAGCCUCUGAGACGUUCUCCCAGUGCAGAUAACAUUGAAGACAUUCCUUCUAAGGUGCCCAAAAGCCUGAGCUUCAGUGAUCGUAGCCGUGCUAGGCAAGCAUUCCGCUUUAAAGGAGCAGCUUCACGCCAGAACUCAGAAGUGCUGAUUGAGAUGCAGGCGGAGGAUAUGAGGCAGAAGAGCUCUCCAGAGGCCAGCCUUCCUGGAGAAGACAUUGCUGAUGACAAUAAGAGCUGCCAUUGUGAGUUUGUUCCACAGGAUUUAACACCAGGAAUCAAAGUGACUAUCAGAGCUGUGUGCAUCAUGCGGUUUAUGGUGUCUAAGCGAAAGUUUAAGGAGAGUCUGCGACCUUACGAUGUGAUGGAUGUUAUUGAGCAAUAUUCAGCUGGACACCUAGACAUGUUGGCCAGGAUUAAAAAUCUGCAGUCCAGGAUAGAUAUGAUAUUGGGUCCCUCUGGUCCCAGCACUCCCCGCCAUAAGAAGUAUUCAACCAAGGGAAGCAAAGAGUCGCCCCAGUUCUCACCUAGGGUGGAUCAGAUUGUAGGUCGAGGUGCUCCAAUUACAGACAAGGAUCGGCCCAAAAGCUCAUCUGAAACAGAAAUUGCGGAGGAUCCGAGCAUGAUGGGAAGACUUGUGAAAGUGGAGAAACAGGUAAUGUCAAUGGAAAGAAAACUGGACUUCUUGGUAAACAUUUACAUCCAGCGAAUGGGAAUACCACAGUCUGAGACAGAUGCCUACUUUGGUUCCAAGGAGCCUGACCCAGCCCCACCAUACCAUAGCCCAAUUGACCACAUAGAGAAGUCUGGCUCCAUCACCAAGAUCAUCCGUUCCUAUAGCUCAGCCGGCCAAAAGAACCUUGACCCACCUCCAUCUGCUCGUGUCAACCAGAGUCACUGCCCUCCAUCCACCUCCUGGCAUACCCAUGCUCCUCCUGAACCUACUCAGUGCCAAGGCACCUCCCCAGUGGAUGACGCCUCACUGGUGCGAAUCCCACCCCCUCCAGCCCAUGAGCGCUCCUCCAGUGGCCAUAAUGGUGCCUCCCGGGGCUCCCGUGCCAGUGCUGUAGAGGAGGUAAAGCCUGGAGCCCUGUCUCAGCAGCAAGCAGGUGCUGAAAGUGACACCUCUAUCUCCAUUCCUUCUGUGGAUCACGACGAGCUCGAGCGAUCCUUCAGCGGCUUCAGUAUCUCACAGUCUAAGGAGAACCUAGACUUUUUAAACAACACAUACUUCAGUGGGGUAACCCGCUGCUCCAAAGUGAGGCCCUACAUAGCUGAGGGCGAGUCCGAUACAGACUCAGAGCUGUGUGCACCUUCGCCUCGCUCAGCCACUGGGGAAGGUGCGUAUGGAGACAGAGGUUGGUCUGACCCAAAACAAUCUUGAAACAAGCUGGCAAACUAGGUUACACUGCUGGGGAUGACAACCUCUGAGGACAAACACAAGGGACCUACGGCAAAAGGCUGACUAUGCUGUGAAAUAACUGCUAUUGCUGAUUGUUAUAGCUCCAAUAUCCUGGUAAUAAUGCCAACUGCCGAAAGGUGGAGCUUUCUGGUACUUAGAAAGGAGGUACUUGUGUCUGUUACCUAUGAUGGUGCCAUGGAGAAUUUCUUUUAUUGAGAGACAAGCAUUUACUGAUCAGAUUGCAUGAUCAUAUUGCAUCUCUUCUAGAGAAAGUAAACAGAAGAAGUGCACAUAACAUAACAGACACCUGAUAUUCUUAGCCCGAGACACCAUAACUUCACUGCAAUUCACCCGCCUAGUCAUACACAGGAAAUCUAGCCAUAUUGUCCUGUUAUUCUCAAACAGGAAACCACCCUUGUUGUCCAUGUAAGUUUCAUUAAUGCACUUCAGAAUGAGUGCUCAUUUGUCCAGUAUAAAAC
Trichomycterus rosablanca is the source of this 3219-nucleotide messenger RNA. RefSeq names its product potassium voltage-gated channel subfamily KQT member 2 (gene kcnq2b). The record is from RefSeq and is a predicted model, not a curated record. Gene Ontology annotation, cellular component: voltage-gated potassium channel complex; membrane. Lineage: Eukaryota; Metazoa; Chordata; Actinopteri; Siluriformes; Trichomycteridae. The transcript is spliced from 17 exons. The coding region runs from base 44 to 2722 and encodes 892 amino acids. Gene Ontology annotation, molecular function: voltage-gated potassium channel activity. Gene Ontology annotation, biological process: potassium ion transmembrane transport.